GAUCUUUGGAAGUUAGAGGCCAUUACUACAACCACCAAACAGGCCAGCAGUUGGUAGGUACGUAAAACUGUGACGGUACAAAAAAAAACGUGUUCCGCCAACACUGCUAUCGCUCUUGCAUGUGUGACGCGUCGUAAUCGCGGGUUGGUAACCCGUUUUAUUUUUUCGUGUUUCUCUCUUUAAUUUUCGCGAAACGACGUACGACUCCCCCUUGUGCUGGUUGAUCAAGCGUCCGGGGCGCGUCAGUUGAUUUGUGUGCUCGUACGUGGCCGGUUGGUUAGCUUCCUAGCUCCUCCUAGCUUCUAGCGCCGUGUUACUUCUCUUAGAUUACCAGUGUGUCGUCCCUUUUACCGCCCAGAGAUGCUGCAAAACGUUCUUCGCCAGGUGGUCCGAUCGGUGGGCUCGAUCGGUACGCGCACGUUCGCUAGCUCGUCGUUCGGUACGGCCAGCGGUGCGACAUCGCCCCUUACCUAUCUGAGCGAGGAUGAGCUGGUGAUGAAGGAAACGGUGGCCAAGAUGGCACAGGAACAGAUUGCACCGCUGGUGAAGAAGAUGGACGAGGAACACCAGUUCGAUCCGUCCGUUGUGCGCGCCCUGUUCGACAACGGGUUGAUGGGUAUCGAGGUGAGCGACGAGUAUGGUGGCAGUGCGUGCAACUUCAUGACGACCAUGCUGGUGGUGGAGGAACUGUCCAAGGUGUGCCCGGCCACGGCUGCCUUCGUUGACAUCCACAACACGCUCGUUAACUCGCUCAUGAUCAAGCUCGGUACGGCGGAACAGAAGAGCAAGUACCUGCCGAAGCUGAGCCAAGAAUUCAGUGGCAGCUUUGCGCUGUCGGAACCGUCCGCCGGAUCCGAUGCGUUCUCGCUGAAAACCACCGCCAAGAAGGACGGCAAUCACUACAUACUGAACGGUACGAAAAUGUGGAUCUCCAACUCGGAUCUGUCCGGUGUGUUCUUGAUCAUGGCAAACGCUAACCCAUCGGCUGGAUAUCGUGGCAUUACGACCUUCAUCGUGGAACGCGAUUACGAAGGCUUCACCGUAGGCAAGCGGGAAAGCAAGCUCGGUAUCUGCGCGUCCGGAACGUGCACGCUCCAUCUGGACAAUGUGCGCGUCCCGGAGGAGAACAUUCUUGGCGAGUUCGGCAAGGGUUACCAGUAUGCGGCCGGAUUCCUGAACGAAGGUCGCAUCGGUAUUGGGGCGCAGAUGAUUGGACUGGCACAGGGUUGCCUGGAUGCAACCAUCCCGUACCUGCUUGAGCGCAAACAGUUCGGUUCCGAUCUGUACUCGUUCCAGAGCAUGCAGCAUCAGAUCGCUACGAUCGCAACGGAAAUUGAAGCCGCCCGUCUGCUGACGUACAAUGCGGCCCGACUGCAGGAAGCUGGUGCGCCCUUCCUUAAGCAAGCAGCCAUGGCGAAGUUCUAUGCGUCGGAAGUGGCCCAACGUACCACGGUGAAGUGUAUCGACUGGAUGGGUGGUGUUGGCUUUACGAAGGAUUUCCCGCAGGAGAAGUACUAUCGCGAUUGUAAGAUCGGUGCCAUCUACGAGGGUACCACCAACAUGCAGCUCAGCACGAUCGCCAAGGUCAUGAAGAAGGAGUAUCAGUCGUAAAAAUCAUCGUUCCACAUCGAGAGUGCUCUGCGAAAAAUGAUGAUGAUGAUGGGGCUGUAUUACGCAACCGUGGUGGAUGGUGAUUGCGAGCGGAGGUAGUCUCUCACGUAGACGAGAACAUUCCGAUUCCAGAAGAAGCAAAAAAAAAGAAUCAUUCCACACACACACACACACACACCGGCGGUUAGCGCAGAGCAACAUCUAUACAGAUAGAAUACGAAAAAACAAUUUGUAGGCCGCCGAUAUCAAAUUUUGUCUUCCGCUUGCGAUAGUCGCAAAGGCCCACACAUACAUCUGGAAGUCGGCGCUUAGCGAGUUUGGUGAGUGUGCGUGUGUAUAUGAGUUAUGAUAAUGCGCAUAACGUAACAUAAGCAAAAAACAUGCAUCACCAGACCAUGAUUCUUCAGACCGGUGUAGGCCAUAGCGAAACACGCAUAAUAACAAAAAUUCGCGAAAGUUGUGAAAAAAAACGGAUGCAUUUAUUAAGGUUAAAAUUUACUAUUACGAGCAUAUGCGCACACGUGGCGCGACUACGUGGACGGGACGAGUUAAUUGGGGGGGGACCACAAGAUUUUAGGCUAGGAUGUGAACGAAACAAUAAUUAAAACAAACAACAUUCCAAGAGUGUUUCAACACCGCUGCAAUUCUCUGCACAAUACAGCAUUAAAAAUGGAAGUAGAAAUAGGGAACAAAAAGGGGGUCUCGCGCCUUGCUGGAGGUUUAUUUUAACAUUAUUUAGGUACCGCGAUUUAGUGGUAGGCUGUUAAUGGUCUUUACUUUCAGUACGAAAAUAAAGCUGUCGAACUAUGGAACUUUA
Molecule: messenger RNA, 2428 nt
Organism: Anopheles funestus (African malaria mosquito)
Lineage: Eukaryota; Metazoa; Arthropoda; Insecta; Diptera; Culicidae
Product: short/branched chain specific acyl-CoA dehydrogenase, mitochondrial
Exons: 1
Coding region: 361-1611 (416 amino acids)
Cellular component (GO): mitochondrion
Molecular function (GO): flavin adenine dinucleotide binding; acyl-CoA dehydrogenase activity
Source: RefSeq, a predicted model, not a curated record